AUGAACCUCUCGAAGAACGAAGACCUUGCUUACGCGAUGACUCCGCUGAAGAUCCUCGCGUGGCCCGUGGGCACCUGGCCUCUGCAGAAGCACAGCGUCUCUUCGGUCUUGCGCUCCGUUAUCUCCAUUUGUCUUUUGUUAGUAAUGAUGACCAUCAUACAGACGGAGAUAUAUUUGGAUCACAGACACGCCGAGAAGAACCUGGACGGUCUGAUGAUGGUCGGUUGCAGCAUCAUGGCGAUAUCGAAAGUGAUGUGGUUCCGGCUUCGCUCCGAAGGCCUGACCGCCAACUUCUCCUCGGCAUUGAAAGACUACGACGAGCUCGACGGAGAAGAGAAACGAGCGAUCAUGAGGAGGCACGCUUACAUGGGGCGAGUGGCGUGCGCCAGCGUGAUCGGUUUUUCUUACUUCGGCUCCACUUUGUACGUGUCAGUCUCGAUGCUGGGCGAGGACGAAGAGGCUGCGAACGAAGACGUGAACGUCACGCUGGAGGAACCCGUGGACUACCCUUUCCCCUCGCAAUGCACCAUGGAGAUGCUGCAAGUGCCUAAAAGUUUGAACCCUGUGAUCUUCAUCUUCGAGUACGUGAUGCUUCUGAUCACGAGCACUGGAAACCUAGGCAGCGAUUCCCUGUUUUUCGGUAUCAUGUUCCAUCUGUGUGGCCAAGCAGAGGUACUGAAGCUGGAGUUGACCAAACUCGUCAAAGAAAACCAGGACACAGCGAAUCGUUUCAACUCGUUGAUCGCGAGGCAUCACCACCUCCUGACGAUGUCCGACUAUCUCAACGACACCAUCAGUUCUAUCUUAGUCGUACAACUAUUCACGAGCUGCAUUCUCAUCUGCACGACCGGGUUUGCGUUCAUCCUGUCUCUGAACGUCGACAUAGUCUUGACGAUAAAAACGUUACUGUCUGCGAGCACGCUGUUGUCGCAAUUGUACGCGUACAGCUACGUAGGCGAUUACUUGAAGACACAAAUGGAAGACAUAGGAUUCUCCAUUUACUCCAGCAGCUGGUACGACUUGCCGAGCAGAUUGUCGAGGGACGUCGUCUUCGUCGUGAUGAGAGCCCAGGAACCAACCUGUCUACGAGCUGGGAACUUCUUCGUCGUCAACAUGGAGAGUUACAUGAGCAUCGUGAAGACCUCCAUGUCGUAUCUCUCGGUUUUGCGAGUGAUGCUAGCUCCUUGAGUUCUUACGUUCUCCGUUCCGUACAUUCGAGACACUCGCUUGGCCAAACUUCGUCUGAGACAGGUAACAUAAACGCGGACGCGUGUGUAUCGAAUAAAGAUGUUUGUUACGUACCAUAAUUUAGAACAAAAUCUCGCGCGGUGCACCUACGCUGCAGGGCUGUAGAAACUUUGUAUUGUGCCGUGGAUGCAAAUAAAUAGACUAAGCUCUCCUUAGCAAAAUCUGUGUAUCGUUAAUUUUGUAUAGGUCCCAGAAUAUUUCGUUCCAUAAUUGCUCGUUCGAUUCUCGCCGUUACAUUCCCAAAUGUCUCUAAAGGCUGGGUUGCCAAGUGUUUGUUUUUUCGUUUUGUGUUUUUAUAGUGGUUACUGUGCUACUUCGUAUUCACACAUAUGUAUUGUAAUUUUCGGGUGUGGUACUUUUCUUACGAAACCUCUUUUUGGCCUUGUUUUAUUUCAUUUUUCCAUUUUUUAUUUUAAGCCAGAAAGCUUUCGAUACUUUUUAUAUUAGCCAUACCUUGAAAAACUGGGCCGGGAUUCGAACCCGACCUCUCAGCGUUGUAAUCGGCUACGCUACGCACUGCUCCACCGUUCGCCCCGAGUGUAAAUUGUAAGAAACCCAAUGUCCAUCGUAAUCAUUGCUCGUAGUGGUGUCUUUUCGUUUUCCACUGAAAGCCUGAACGCGGAGCUUUGUUCUAUUUAAACGACCCUUGAUCUGAUCUAAGAUACUAGGACCGAGUCCUAACAACCCUCACGACCACCCAGUGCGAAUACAUCCAAACCUCUACCACCAUUUUUAAACCAAAGAUUUAAAUUGUCGUUACUUAACACGUUAUGACGAUUUAACAAUAGUUUACCUCCUUCUAUUUACCGUGCGCGUUAAUCCGGUGUCCUACGACCUGCUUUCUAUCCACCAGAGACAAUACACUAUCACCCACGGAACUAUCAACUACACGGAACAGGUAUCCCUUUAAAACAGUCUCG
Messenger RNA from Hylaeus volcanicus, 2168 nucleotides. RefSeq names its product odorant receptor 9a-like. Gene Ontology annotation, molecular function: odorant binding; olfactory receptor activity. Gene Ontology annotation, biological process: sensory perception of smell; detection of chemical stimulus involved in sensory perception of smell. NCBI's taxonomy places the organism in Eukaryota, Metazoa, Arthropoda, Insecta, Hymenoptera, Colletidae. Gene Ontology annotation, cellular component: plasma membrane. The transcript is spliced from 4 exons. The record is from RefSeq and is a predicted model, not a curated record. The coding region runs from base 1 to 1188 and encodes 395 amino acids.